AAGGAGUAAGAAGGUCGCAAAUAUGAUGGAAGGAGAUAAGAACUUGCACGAGCUACAAAAUUUAUCAGAUGAUGAGUGUUGGUCGGUGUUCAAGAAACAUGCAUUUGGAAACAGCAGCAUUGAUGAGCAUUCAAAUUUGGCAUUGAUCGGCAAGGAAAUUGCAAAAAAGUGUGGAGGCUUGCCUUUGGCAGCAACAGCACUCGGUGGUCUUUUGCGCCAUGAACAGAGGGAAGAUAAGUGGAAUGUUAUUUUGACUAGCAAAAUAUGGGAUUUACCGAGUGAUAAAUGCGGCAUUCUUCCUGCAUUGAGAUUAAGUUAUAAUCACCUCCCUUCUCCUCUCAAGAGAUGUUUCAGUUAUUGUGCAAUAUUUUCAAAAGACUAUGAAUUUGAUAAGAGAGAACUGAUUCGCUUAUGGAUGUCAGAGAGUCUAAUUCAACGAUCAGAAUGUUAUGGGCAACAAAUCGAAAUUGAAGAUUUAGGCGAUGACUACUUCCAGGAAUUGUUGUCUAGAUCAUUUUUUCAACCAUCAAGUAGCAAUAAAUCCCAAUUCGUAAUGCAUGAUCUCGUUAACGAUUUAGCAAAAUUUGUUGGUGGAGAAAUAUGUUUUUCUUUGGAAAAGAAUUUGGAAGGUAAUCAACAGCAAACUAUUUCUAAAAAGGCUCGUCAUUCAUCAUUCAUUCGUGGCCGAUACGAUGUCUUCAAAAAGUUUGAAGCCUUUUAUGGAAUGGAGUAUUUGCGUACAUUUAUUGCAUUACCAAUUGAUGUAUCAAGGUCUUAUAAUUGGUUAAGCAACAAGGUACUUGAGGAAUUGAUGCCCAAGCUAAGACGCCUAAGGGUGCUUUCAUUGGGUGGUUAUUGGAUAAGUGAGAUACCAAGUUCAGUUGGUGAUUUGAAACAUCUUAGGUAUCUUAAUUUAUCCAAAACAGAAGUCAAACAAUUACCUGAUUCACUAGGUAACCUCCAUAACUUAGAGACAUUAAUAUUAUCAAAUUGUCAGAAGCUUAUUAGGUUGCCUUUGAGCAUUGAGAACCUAAAUAAUCUUCGACACCUUGAUGUGACUAAUACAAAUGUAAAAGAAAUGCCUCCACAAAUUUGCAAAUUAAAAAGCUUGCAAGUAUUGUCUAAUUUUAUCGUGGGUAAAGACAAUGGUUUGAACAUAAAGGAGUUAAGGAAUAUGUCCCAUCUUCAAGGGGGACUUUGCAUUUCAAACUUGGAAAAUGUAGCAAAUGUUCAAGAUGGAAGGGUUGCUAGUCUAAACAAGAAGGAGAAGCUUGAAGAAUUGACGAUAGUAUGGAGCGCUAGGUUGGAUGAUUCACACAAUGCACGGAAUCAAAUGGAUGUACUCAACUCUUUACAACCACACUUCAAUUUGAACAAACUGAAAAUUAAGAAUUAUGGUGGUCCAGAAUUUCCCCGUUGGAUAGGAGAUGUUUCAUUCUCUAAGAUGGUGAAUGUAUAUCUAGUGAAUUGCAGAAAUUGCACAUCUUUACCGUGUUUGGGGUGGUUACCCAUGCUCAAACACGUAAGGAUUGAAGGGUUGAAAGAAGUAAAAAUUGUGGGUAGAGAGUUUUAUGGAGAGACUUGUCUUCCCAAUAAGCCUUUCCCAUCCUUAGAGUUUCUAUCUUUUUCGGGUAUGUCACAAUGGGAAGAUUGGGAGAGUCCAACUUUAUCAGAGCCAUAUCCUUGUCUCCUUCACCUUAAAAUCGUAAAUUGCCCCAAAUUAAUCAAGAAAUUACCCACUUACCUACCUUCUCUUGUACACCUCUCCAUUUGGCGAUGCCCACAGUUGGUGUCUCCAGUUGAAAGGCUUCCAUCUCUUUCUGAAUUAAGCGUACAGCAUUGCAAUGAGGCGGUACUAAGAAGUGGAAUUGAUCUGCCGUCACUCACCGACUUAAAAAUUGAUGGAAUGGAAGGGCUCAUCCGAUUACAUGAAAGGUGUAUGCAAUUGUUGUCGGGGCUUCAAGUUUUAGACAUAUUUGGUUGUGAUGAAUUGACGUGUUUGUGGGAAAAUGGAUUUGAUGGUAUUCAGCAAUUGCAAACUAGCAGUUGUCUCGAGCUUGUAUCCUUGGGAGAAAAGGAAAAGCACGAGCUGCCUAGCAAGCUUCAAUCUUUGAAAAUUAGGCGGUGUAAUAACCUAGAGAAGCUUCCAAAUGGACUGCAUAGGCUAACAUGUCUUGGAGAGUUGAAAAUCAAUAAUUGUCCAAAGCUGGUGUCAUUCCCAGAGUUGGGGUUCCCGCCCAUGCUUAGACGUCUUGUUAUUGAUAGUUGUGAAGGUCUACGAUGUCUACCUGAUUGGAUGACAGUGAUGAAGGAUGGUAGUAAUAACGGUAGCGACGUGUGUUUCCUUGAAUACUUGGAGAUAGAUACGUGUCCAUCUCUCAUUGGUUUUCCAAAAGGUGAGUUACCCACCACACUCAAGGAACUCAAGAUAUGGAGGUGUGAAAAGCUAGAGUCUCUACCGGGGGGAAUAAUGCACCAUGAUUCCAACACCACCACCGCCACCAGUGGUGGUCUUCAUGUCUUGGACAUUUGGAAAUGUCCAUCUUUCACAUUUUUCCCCACAGGCAAGUUUCCCUCCACCCUUAAGAAACUUGAGAUUUGGGAUUGUGCACAAUUGGAGUCAAUUUCAGAGGAGAUGUUUCACUCCAGUAACAGUUCACUUGAAUAUUUGAGUAUCAAGUCGUAUCUCUGUCUCAAAAUUGUAUCAGAUUGCCUCUACAAACUCAGAGAACUGAAGAUUAAUAAUUGUGAGAAUGUGGAGCUUCAACCUUAUCAUCUGCAAAACCUCACUGCUCUUACAUCACUUUCUAUCUCUAAUUGUGAGAAUAUCAAGACGCCUCUAUCCCGAUGGGGCCUUGCCACACUUACCUCUCUUAAAAAACUCACCAUUGGUGGCAUAUUUCCACAAGUUGCCUCCUUUUCAGCUGGUCAAAGACUACCGCUUCUUCCUACAACCCUCACCUUUCUUUCCAUUCAAGAUUUCCAGAGUCUAAAAUCUCUAUCCUCUCUGGCUCUCCAAACCCUCACCUCACUUGAAGAGUUAGGGAUCCAAUGUUGCCCUAAGCUUCAGUCGUUUUGCCCAAGGGAAGGGCUGCCUGACACGCUUUCACGACUAUAUAUCAAAGACUACCCACUGCUAAAACAAAUGUGCUCGAAGGGGAAAGGGCAAGAUUGGCCCAACAUCGCCCACAUUCCCUUUGUGCGAAUAGAUGAUAAAAACGUCUUUGAGCAAUAAUAAGUUGAGGGAUUGCAGAACAUAGAAGCAAACACCAUUCAACUCUCUCUCAUCUUUACAUUAAACAAGGAAGUGCCUUUUGAAAUGGCUUGUAGCUUGGUUUUCUCUUCAAUUUGACACAAUUCUAAUUCUCAGUGACCAUUGAAGUUGAAGAGGUGAUAUGUGAUACUUACAAUGAUAAAAAGGAUAAGAGAGGAUCCAUUUAUUCCAUUCAAGGAUAGGAGGAAUAUUUAGCAAUAGCCACUGAGUAGAGUUCAGGCUGACAUACAGAGGAGGCUAUACUAGAAGCAAAUGCAAUUUUUUAAAGUUCAAUUGUUGUGGUUCUCAAAGAGGAUGGAACUCCAGGUAUUAUAUCAAAGACUUCAAAGUAUGGAGUGAAUGCAGCUAGUUCCAGUUGUCCCCUGUUGCUCUCUUUUUUUUUAUUGUUCUUGAGUGUCAACAGGGGACAAAGAAUAACCCAGCAAGGCUAUAGUGUCAAAAGGAUUGGUCCAAAGUAUCACAGGCUCCGUACACGUGGUCCUUUUAUCGUGCUGAAUGAUUGGAAUUUUCCUCCUAUAUCAAAGGCUCGUUGGCACUUUACUACUAUUUUUUAGUCAACAAAAAGAGGAUAAAGUACAAUCUAGCAAAAUUGUGGUUUAAAAGGUGCAUGUCCCAGGUGCCAGAGUAUAAGUAUUUUUCUUCUUGUUGAAGGGAAUUCGGGUUUUAUAUUUGGAGGCUCCAAGUCUAUAGUGAAUGUGGCAAAUUCCUGUUGGCACUUUUUGUUUUUGUUUCUAUUGUUGAUGUUGAGAGUGUAGAAAGAGGAUAAACAACAGCAUAGCAAGAUCAUGGUGUUCCCUAAGCACUUGCUACAGAGAGGAUUUUGGCACCAAAAUUAUCCUUGGACACUGCUUAGUUUUUGCCUGUCUACUGCCUGUCUUCAGUAGGCAUGAACCUAUUUUUUGUACUAUCUUGGAGAAGCUGCCAGUAAGACUGAAUAGUCACACAUCUCUUGGAGAAUUGAGAAUCACACAUUUCUUUGGGUUCUUUCUGAGGACUGGUGGAUGCGCAAUGCUGAUCCAGCUUUCCCCCUUUCGGAUGUCUUUCUAACCAUUGUUAGUAUUCAUUAAAAUGACCUUUAUCAAACAUACAGAUUUUUUCAAGUCAGUUACAACUUAUGCAAACCUUAUGUAACUCGAAAUGCUUUAUUUUUAAACCAAUACAUUUCUACUAGCAAGUUACAUGUUUUUCACUACAUUUUUUUCCAACAACGAGAAAGGGAGGCAUUUUUCUUGGUGGCAUACUAUGAUUCACAGAGUAUAAACUCUUGCAGAUUGAAAGAGAGACAAUUAAAUAUCAUUCAACAGUGAUCAUUAUGCAAGAAGGCCAUAAAUUGAAUCUGAUAAGAUGGAAAAUGUGUUUCAGGACUUAUGUUCGUGCAUUAUAAGGAAUCCAGUUAAUGAGAUUUUGCCGACAAAAAACCAGAGACUUUGCGUCUUCUGUUUCACUUAUGAUACUAUCGUUGAUUGGUGAACUGGGAAUGUCGUCAAGAACUUUGGAGCUUGACCAUCUGGCCUUUUUCAAUUCCUUAGAGAUUGGAGAACAAAUUGCAACACGGUCUCAAAAUUUCGGAACAUCGGCAUUAACACCUUUCUGGGACUCAGAUUUCUAAAUGGAAUGAUGCAAGGCAUUGACACAUUCUCAGAAUUGUUUGGGAUUUCUAAAUGUGAUCUUAGUGCCUUAAUGAGAGGCCAACUUUCUUCAAUAUUGCUAAAAAUUGCAGUCUGUAUAUAUUGGAUGGGCAUCAUUCCAUGGGCAAGAUAUGUAUGUUGCUCUAUCUUGACCUCUCACUGUCUCACAUCCUAUUGCCUGAAGCUCCAUUACCUGCCAUAAUUAAACACCUUUUUAUCAUUGUGACAGAAUAGGUUUUGCCAUAUGGGGAGACGAUUUACAACUGCUGUGCCUCUUGAUUUACCCUCAAGCAUCUAGCCUCGCGUCAAGUAUUUGGAAUUAUCUAGCUGAUCACCAGACUACCUUCAACUGACCUCAGGGACUUCGUACGAAGUAGACUCAAUGCAAGUGAUUCAGAGUCACCCCUACCUAAUCCAUCUCCAUGUGUCUAGGAAAACGAGGUCCAUCAGAUGUUAUGGCCAUUAUCUCAUGGCACUGGAUGUUUUGAACCAGAGUCUAAAACGAAGUCAUCACUGGAUGUUAAGGUCAUUAUCCCAUUGCAGUGGAUGUUUUGAACUAGAGUUUAGAACCAAGUCAUUGACAAAGGCCACAGUGAUGUCAUUGAUUUUAUUCUAAACCCAUAAAAAACAACAUGAGAUUCACUUUGAUUUCCAGUUAUGCAAGAUCUAUAUGAGCUCAAUUGUUUUGAAACUUGAUUCAUGAAUGCCAUGCUGACAUUCAGUUCA
This is a messenger RNA of Vitis riparia (riverbank grape), 5628 nucleotides long. Its product is annotated as putative disease resistance protein At3g14460. Gene Ontology annotation, biological process: defense response to other organism. The record is from RefSeq and is a predicted model, not a curated record. NCBI's taxonomy places the organism in Eukaryota, Viridiplantae, Streptophyta, Magnoliopsida, Vitales, Vitaceae. The coding region runs from base 23 to 3235 and encodes 1070 amino acids. Gene Ontology annotation, molecular function: ADP binding. The transcript has 13 exons.